AUUUUAAAGAAAUCUUUAUUUUUGAGUAAAAUACACUGAAAGAAAUUCAAAACAAGGAGUUAUUUGAUCAUUAAAACUUCUAGGUUUUAUUUUGACAUUUUUGUUCGGAAAAAGGAAAAUGGCUGCCGACGACGCAGAUCCAAACUUCUACUUUUUAUUCUAGACAAGUGAUUGGUGUAAUUAAUACUUCUGAAUCUUAUUACGUAUGCUGUAAUUUUUCUUUUAAAUAUUGAUAGACUAUAACAAUACUUGUGAAGAAUAUUUAGUCCUAGAUUGUUUCAUUGGGAUUAUAUUCAAUAACCCACAAGUUACAAAAACGAUAUGGCGGACUGAUUAUUGACCAAUGGGAAGAGAGCUUCGAGCGUUUCAGAAUUGCAUGUACCUAUUCACAUUUCGCGUCAUUACGAUUUUGGUGCCUUCUUUCUUUGAUAAAAUUUGAGUAGUACUUGUCUGUUAUCAGUGAACUGCCUUGUUAUUAAUUAACUGUGGAAAAAAAUUGUGUGAAUUGUGUUAUAAAAGUUAUGACAUUAAGUUUGUAGUACGCAUCUCAAACGGCUGGGAUCAUGAAUGCUAUAGAUUUAAGAUGAAUCUAAAUACAAUUAGAUACAUGGUUUUGUUGUUGUAAACAAGAAUGUGUUUGCAAUACACGUGCAAAAUAGUUGAUAAUUGACAGUUGAUAGUAAUGAUGUCGGGCAGGGGGGCGAAAAAACGCGGGAGGCCCCCUAAAUCAGCAAGUUUUGAAAAAAAUAGGAAAUUUCAGUUCCAUUUAUUGAAAAAGCCAAAAUAUUUACAAAAUCAAAAUAUUGGAUCUGGCUCUCUUGUAAGUACUCCGUCGGCGUCCAGAGCUUCAUCUCCUCAAGGAAGCGAUAUCAGUAGACGUAGUACUAGAAAACAAAGAGGCGGAAAAACACAUAAGAGUAAAAGAGGCGGUUUAUCAAAUUCCUAUUCCCGGAGGGGAUACAAUCCUCAAGCUGCGGAAUAUCACGAAUCAGAAUAUCAUUAUGGAUCCGAUUUUGGAGACGAGUUUAGUGACCGAUCGGAGCCGGAAGAGGACCGAGCCAGCGAUAGUUCGGAGGGGAGUAUCGCGGCUGAUGGCGCAGCCAGUGAUAGUGACUUCUCUAUUACCAGUUGUAGUUCGACAGGUGGUACUCCCCGAAAAGUUAAUAGCAAUUUAAUUAGACCUCCCAGCCCUGACCCGUUGUGGCUACAAGAAGAAAGAAAAAUCCCUCCACUGGAAUUGCCCUGUUCAUCUGAUGACCUUAUUAUUCCCCAUAACUUAGUGCUGCAAGUUGUUGGUAUUUAUGAAGUGCUGCGUCACUUCAGGCAUCUUGUAAGGUUGUCACCAUUUCGGUUAGAAGAUUUGUGUGCAGCUAUAAGCUGUGAGGAUCAAAGCAACUUGCUAAUAGAAAUACAUAUAAUGUUGCUAAAGGCAUUGUUAAGAGAAGAGGAUGCACAACAAACACAUUUUGGUCCUUUAGAUCAUAAAGAUAGUGUAAAUAUUACUUUGUUUUUGUUGGAUGUUAUGACUUGGCCUGAAGUCCUGAGAGUGUAUGUUGAAAGUGAUAAAUCAUUUGACCAAAAUGUAGCAAAGAUAUUAAAUUCAUGUGAAUAUCCAUUCACAUGUGUGGAAGAUCGUGUCAAUGUGUUGCAGUUCUUGUGUAAUCAAUUUCUAAUAACAAACCCUGUUCGUGAUGACCUCAUAAGUGAAGGUCCUGUGCUAUAUGAUGACCAUUGUCGAGUUUGCCAUCGCCUUGGGGAUUUGUUGUGCUGUGAAACUUGUCCUGCAGUGUUUCACUUGGAAUGUGUUGAUCCUCCUCUUGUUGAUGUGCCUUCAGAGGACUGGCAAUGUGCCUUGUGUAAACAGCAUAAAACUGUGGGUGUGACUGACUGUCUGCCAGAUGCAGAGAAACAGGGUCUACUUUGCCGUCAUGAACAUUUGGGAUUUGAUAGACAUGGCAGAAAGUAUUGGUUUAUAGCAAGACGCAUAUUUAUAGAGGCUGAAAAUGGUGAUGUCUGGUACUAUACAACUUCACAACAAUUUCAAGAAUUCUUUCAAAGAUUAGAUGGUGAUGAAAUGGAAGCACCACUUGUGAGAGAGCUUUUAGAAAUGAAGGAAGAAAUAACUAGGCAAAUGGAUAUAACUGAAAAACUAACGAGUCAAGUGAAAGGAAACAGAAAGUCUUACUUGGAGGUGGAGAAUGCUAAUUUAAUCAAAGAGAGAAGUUUAAGAGAACAACAAAAACAUAAUGAACAUGAUCUGAGGAUAGAUGAUAGUAAAGAUGAAAAUGAAUUAUCCUUAGAUGCUGAUAGUGAUGUAGUUAAUGAAGUUACCAUCACCAGUGAUGAAACCCCGAAAGAAGAUAGUGAUGGAUAUCAAGAUUUUGAUGAUGACGAUUGUAAAAGACAAAAAAAUAAUCAACAUAGUAAAACGAAAUUAUCAACGCAAAAGAAAAAUGAUGAAGGUACUGAAAGGUUAACAAGAUUGAAAUCUAAUCAAAUUUCAAAUGGAACUUACCUUUUUAAAUUGGGAAAUGAGAAUGCAUUCAAAUCUUAUAUAAACCAGUAUACAUGCAACCCUUUAGCUUUAAACAAACCACAAAGAAAUGAAGAAAGAGACAAAAAGAGAUACAUUUCACAUAAGUUCUCUCUGUCAUCAGGACAAGAAUUCAAGUGGAUUGGAUUACUCAAUGCGACUAAACCACUGUUGGUGGCAACAUUAAGACAAACACUUCUAAACUUGGAGUCCAAUAUAGUUUUGCAAUUUAUGCAUCCAAAUUGGUCUUUGCUGAGAAAGCCAUGGGUACAAGCUGUACAGUUAUGCCAAGCACCAAGAGAUUUUGCAAGAGCUCUUUGUGUUUUACAGGCUUGUAUCAAAAGUGUAGCGUGGAUGCAGGCCUGGCAUGAACAGUUAGGUCAUGUGAGGUUAAUAAGAACCACAGCUGCAGAACGAGAAGAACGUAAGAAGUUGGACAAAAGAGAGAAAAAAGAGAGAGAUGAGGAAGAAGAAAGAUACAGAACUGCAUACAAUUUUGUAAAAUACUCAUUAGGGUUACGCCAUCAGGUAUGGAAACAAAAAGGAGAAGAAUACAGAAUUCAUGGGCAAUGGGGUUGGUUAUGGAAUUCCACCACAAGGAAAUUUAAAAAACACAAUGCAAAUCCCAAGUCAACUCUACUGAAUGGUCCUGCAAAAAUGGCUGUAAGAGUCAGGGAAGGGAACACAAUAAAAGUAUUAGCAGUUGAACCCAAAACCUAUGAAUAUCUCACAUCUGAUACUACAGAUGAAGAUGUGCUACAAAAAUUACCACCUUCGAUGCGCUACAUGAAGCUUGAAAAAGAAUGUGACGAUUUUGAAGAAAUAGAUGUAGAAAAGUCUUUAAGUUCUUCAACUCGAAGGUAUUACCCAAAAAUUGCUAGAAAAUCUAAAUUAGAUGACUUCCUUGCGCGACGUACAUAUUUGAAAUUUAUGGAAGAGAAGAAGUUAAAUAAUUUACUUGCCAAUAUAAAGAAGGAGGAGGAGGUAGAUGUAAAGAGUGAAGAAGAGAAAAAUAUAGAUGUGGAAUCUGAAGAUACUGAGAUAGACCCAACAUCCAUGUGUGAACCAACUGUUGACUUGAAGCCAAAGUUAUCCAGCAACAUAGCUAAAAAUGUUGAUGGUUUGAGAGAUCAGUACCAGAAACUGAAUCAGUUAACGAAACAUUAUAAAUGUUAUUCACCCGGCUGCAACAAAGUUGAAACAUCAGUCAAGGCUGCCAAUUUUAAAGUCAAUUGCUAUUCUCCUCUAUGUAUUGAAAAAGGAAAGUUAUUGAAUGAACUUUUAUCGGUGUUAAAAGAUGGCACUAUUAACUCAACUCAUUUACUCAAUUCAAAUGAAAACAAUAAAAUGUCAAUUUUAGAACAAUACCUUCUAGGAAAGAGUUCAAAUUCUAAAGAGAAUAUUUUAACUGAUUUACUGUCUGCGGUAGCGUGUGCACAAGAAUGUGAUAAUAAAAACACAGACUGUUUCGUAAAAAGGAAAUCUAGUGACGGGUCUGAUGGUAUUAAGCAUGAAAAGAUGGACGGUGAUCCAUCAAUGUGUCUUAUAAAAUCUGAGAGUACCUUAGAAGAAGAAGCCGUGCCUGCUGUAGGAAAUGAAAUGGACAUUGACAUAACAUCCAAUAGUUUUGAAGAAGGUGAUGUUGAAAUCGGUCCAUUGAAAGAAUUAACCGAUGGGGAAAACCACGAUCAGCAAAACGAUGGUGGUAAUGGUGAAAGUAAAUCUCGACCACCGAUACCUAAACUAAAAAUAACUCGCGGAAGAUCUAGUAAAUCUAGUAAUACUGUGACAUUAGGGUCUAGCAAUAAUGCGCGAGAUUCGUCUCAUGACUACGCAGUUACGCCAAAUAAGAAGGACGAUAAACCGAAGUACAGAGCGACUGUCAAUAGGAGAUUUGGUUUCACGCGUGGUAUGAAAAAAGAAGAUAAGACUAUAAAAGAAGAAAAGGUAGAUGGAGUGGUUAGAGUAUACUCUACUACGAUCCCCCAAGGAAAAGUGUAUCUUAAACGAGUGCAGACAUCCGCUAUAGAGAAGAAAAAGAAAAGAACACCAGUAAAAUAUCCUCUCUGUUCAUCAUUCCACACCAAAAGCAAAGCUAAAACGAUUAUGGUUUUACCGCAUCACGAAUUACGAAAGCUCUGUAGACAAUCUGGCCUCAGCUCCGUGACUGGGUUCAGUCAUAGCGCAAAGCCUAACCAGUCGGUGUGGCCGUACCCCUGCGCCAGGCCGCUGUUCAAGACGUGCUGGCUGUACCGCACCGUGAACCUGCAGUGGCACCAGCUAACGACGGACACUGAAAUAGUUUCACUAGAAUUACUGAAACACCGACAUAUAGGACAAUUUUCAGAGCGAACGCAAUAUCUUCGUCGAAAAGUUGUCAUACCUCUGGAAUUACCCAAAACAGUUCGUGAAGUUACGUCAAUACGCAGUGGAUUGAGAAAGCGUAAGCGCGCGGAGUCCCCGCAGAACACGGAGCCCCAGGUGUCAGAGGAGUGGGUGGACGAGGACAAACUAGAACUGUGGGAGGUGCGUCAGUACGGCGAGCGCGCAGACCGCGUGACGCCUGUGACGCGACAGACGACCGGCAAACUGCCGCAGAGAAACAUCGCGCCGACGCCGCCCAACGCCGCAGACCUUAAAGACAAGAUGGAACAGCAGUUGCGCGAUCAACGAGUCGCUCACCAACAGAAGAGAGCUUUAGAAAUGUCCCAAGAUAAACUAAAGACGCCAAACCAAAAUUCUGGAAAAAGCACUUUGACAUCCUUGUUAACUACUAACGCAACAACUCCAGUUGGUCAGAAAACUGUCAUCGGCACGAGAAGAAUCAUCAUGACUAAAGGUGCAGAUGGUACCACCCGCGUGAUUAGUCAGCCCGUAACAGGUGUGACGAAAACGCUGGCCACGGGAGAUUCCACAAAACCACCAAAUACUCCGAAGGACGGACCACAAAAAGUUCAAAUAAUCCGAGCUCCCGACGGCAAGAUAACUGUUCGAGGUUUGCUUGCCGGGCAGCAGCUGAUACAACUGCCGGAUGGGAAGUUGCACGUCGUUAUGGCAGGACAACAAGGUGUAACCGGACAGUUGGUGGCAACAUCGUCUAUGACCAAGACGACGGAGCCCGAUAGCUCAACUAAAGAUAAUACAGACAAGAUACCUAUCGCACCGAAAACUUGUGCAGAAGAAACGAAGACGUCUAUCGCAAAUCGCAUAGUGAGCCAACCGACACAGGUUCAGCAGAGCAUCGUGCAGGGCGGCCGGCAGAUAGUGAUGCAGCUACCCCUAAUGCUGUGUGUAUUUCAGGUGAUGCAGACGAGCAGCGGGCCGAGCAUCGUGCUGCAGGGCCUGCACGGCUACUCGCUGUCGCCGCAGCAGCUCGCCCUCGUGCAGCAUCAGGUCAAGCAGCAGCUGUUGAAAGCCCAGGAGGCGACGGGGAAGCAGGGCAUGCUGGGGCCCAGGAAGAUGUACCUGGCCGUGCACCCCUCGCCCAACGCGGCGGCCGGCGCGCUGCCGGCAGUGGCGGCCGUGGCGGCGCCGCCCACUCUGCAGCCGCUGCAGCCGCUGCAGCCGCUGCAGCACAUCCAGCAGCUGCAGCACUUCCAGCCGCUGCAGCCGCUGCAGGCGCUCUCGCUGCCCGCGCACCAGGACGGUAAUGAAGAAGACCGUACAAAACGUCAGUCCUUAGUGAACGGCGAGGACAAGGUGGCAGUGGCCGCCAGCCACAAGGAGGCUAUGCCCUCUAAGCCUGAAGAUAUACCGGAGAAUAAUACUAAAACAGACAUUGUUAACUCUGUACACGACGGCGUGCAAGCCAAUAAAUUUAUUUUAACUCCAGACUAUAUACAGCAGACAAUAAAAAGUGCACUGAAGCAAGAAAACCUAAACCCAGAGAUCGAAGAGAAACUCUUGCAGCUGCAGCGAUACCAGGAGAAGCAGAUGAAGCCGGAGUCGCAGCCGGAGGAGCUCUACUGUCUCUGCCGGCAGCCCUACGACAAUUCACAAUUCUACAUAUGUUGCGAUAGAUGCCAGGACUGGUUCCAUGGGCGCUGCGUCGGCAUCCUGCAGUCGGAGGCGGACAACAUCGACGAGUACGUGUGCCCCAACUGCCAGAAGAACAACUCUGUCAACUACGCAAACAUGAAGGAACUCACCGCAAAAGACUUUGAAAACUUAAAGAGGCUCGUUAAACAAAUACAAUUGCAUAAAAAUGCGUGGCCAUUCAUGGAGCCUGUGGAUCCAAGGGAGGCUCCUACGUAUUACAAAGUAAUAAAGGAACCCAUGGACUUGCAGACGGUGGAAAGAAAAGUGAAUGAACAAACUUACAGUACAUUAAGUGAAUUUAUCGGUGAUAUGACUAAAAUAUUCGACAACUGUCGAUACUUCAAUCCGAAAGACUCUGAGUUUUAUCGUUGUGCGGAAGGCCUGGAAGCGUACUUUGCACAAAAAAUCAAAUAUUUCCGCGAGAAACUAUUCGAGACGACGCAAUGAUAGUGGCAGUGUACAGUGUAGAAGUUUGGCUGCGGCCCGACGGUAAGCGACUAUUGUAAUGCAAAUGAACUCAUGAUCUGCGCCGGUUGUAAAUUUAAAAAUUGUGAUGACAAAGAAUUAUAUGAUGGUAAUAUUGCGUACGUCAGACUCAUUUUAAGUAUUUAUUGUAUUUAUUAUGGAAUGCUUCACAAUUAUAUCCAACAAGAAAGCUGACGCUCGAUAUGAAUUAAGCUCUUCGCAGAAGAAUGAUUAUGUAUACAGUUUUGUGAAAAUAAUUAAGUUAGCUGAUAUAACUUAGCAUGUUUAGUUUUGUAUUAGUUACAUAGACUAAGUAAACAUUAUUAUAUUUAAGAAAUAAAGUUUUAAUAAUAACAUCUUUA
This is a messenger RNA of Papilio polytes (common Mormon), 7398 nucleotides long. It is a transcript of the gene E(bx), whose product is annotated as nucleosome-remodeling factor subunit NURF301. Gene Ontology annotation, biological process: regulation of transcription by RNA polymerase II. Gene Ontology annotation, molecular function: RNA polymerase II cis-regulatory region sequence-specific DNA binding. The coding region runs from base 683 to 7018 and encodes 2111 amino acids. The record is from RefSeq and is a predicted model, not a curated record. The transcript has 19 exons. Gene Ontology annotation, cellular component: NURF complex. Lineage: Eukaryota; Metazoa; Arthropoda; Insecta; Lepidoptera; Papilionidae.